UUCCAAGCCGACUCACUUUUUAAUCCAUGUCAUCAGUUUGCUGAUCUAGUUAUCCAAGGAGAAAUAUGCUCUAGUGCUGAUUCCGUAAAGUCGGCUCGCAGUGCUUAUCAAGCUUUGUCAUUCGACCAACGCCAAUUUACUAUGCAUCUCAUCCUUAAUGCCUGUCCGCUUCGUUCCAAUAUUGAAAAGUUGGCUAGUGGCUGCAAUGGCACUGGUGAAGCUGCAUCUACUUCGGCUGAAGAUGCAGUGAAGAUCUUGGAAGCUCUUGAGCAGGCAAUUCAUCCCUCUGUUGAAAACAAUGCAGAACUGCGAUUUCUGUACGUUGCUAUUUCUUUCCGUUUGAUAUCUACUUCAUUUUAA
Protopolystoma xenopodis is the source of this 360-nucleotide messenger RNA. The record is from the annotation of a GenBank genome assembly. Lineage: Eukaryota; Metazoa; Platyhelminthes; Monogenea; Polystomatidea; Polystomatidae.